AUGGACUCGAAGCACCCUGCCCACACCUUCUUUGUGCGCCCCAGGCUCGCUCCAGUUAGGAAAUUACAGGAUGACUAUGUCAGUCCUGAGUACUUGGGAGCAAACGCCAUCGAAUGUCUCGGUCUCGACUUCACCUCUGGGACACCCCUAGACCCGAGGACGAACAAGCCCGAGCGACACGCAGAGCCAUUCACACAACUCUUCCCCUUCAAAGAUAUGGAGAGGGCUAUCCUCGCUAACAAGCCCUGGGUUAGUGGUGGAUGGACCUACGACCUUGACGGCUGGGACACGGCUCUUGACAACUGGUGGCACGCGAAAAAGAUCGUCGAUCUUCUUAGCCUGUAUUUGUACAACCAUCAUGAAGCCGACGAGGACAUCGAAGCCUGCGGGAUCAUCGACUCCACAGGGUGGAGGCAGAGGGGAGUUCCCCCCGAAUACCGGCUAAACCGGCAGGAUGAUGCUGUCAAAUGGGCAGUCAUUCAUAUCUGGCAUAGAGAGACUCAUAAGCCUGAGCCGCAUGUGGUGUGCGCCCUGGCCGACAGAGUCCCUCUUCGCGAUGAUCAGAUUUCCGUCCCUGAGUUGAGAACAAUCUUAACCCUCAGCGGUGUAAGGGCUUUAGAUGAGGGCCGCGGUAACCGCAAGCGCAUUCCGGUCACUGUUGUUUCCGCAGCAGGGAGGCAACUCCGUAUUGUAGUCGGCAUUGUCGACAGCAAGAAUGGAACAAUUGAGAUUCGGGAGGGUCCGAUCAUUGACUUUUCGGAGGGCGUAAAGAAGAAUUGGAAGCAGUGGAUAACAACAUUGUGUUGGAUUUCUGGAUAG
Molecule: messenger RNA, 819 nt
Organism: Scedosporium apiospermum
Lineage: Eukaryota; Fungi; Ascomycota; Sordariomycetes; Microascales; Microascaceae
Exons: 4
Coding region: 1-819 (272 amino acids)
Source: RefSeq, a predicted model, not a curated record